This is a messenger RNA of Cantharellus anzutake, 436 nucleotides long. RefSeq lists its product as uncharacterized. The transcript is spliced from 2 exons. The coding region runs from base 15 to 323 and encodes 102 amino acids. Gene Ontology annotation, molecular function: transmembrane transporter activity. Gene Ontology annotation, biological process: transmembrane transport. NCBI's taxonomy places the organism in Eukaryota, Fungi, Basidiomycota, Agaricomycetes, Cantharellales, Hydnaceae. The record is from RefSeq and is a predicted model, not a curated record.
CUACUGGUUUGCCAAUGCUCAUCAUUUUUAUGCUCUUUUCGGGUGUGUCUGGGUCGGUAUCUAUGUGCAACGUCGUCGGAACGAUUGCCGACUUGUUCGGGGAUGGUGCAGGGGCUGGUCAAGCGAUGGGUCUCUUUGUCGCAGCGGCGAAUAUAGGCCCUUCCCUCGGGAGUCCAAUAGGGGCAUGGAUUGUUCAGAAUCCAAAAUUAGGUUUACCUUGGACUGGAUGGAUUAACGUCAUUAUCGGCACGGCGUUCGCCACGUUUCUCAUAUUUCUUCCUGAGUGUGUAUUUGAUUAUUUGUCCGUCUCACCGGAUCCAUAAAAUCACUGGAAUUUACAGGACUCUCCCAUGGAUUGUCAUUCAGAAGGCCUCAAAAGAGAUGGAUGGGUCUGAACUGAAGUUGCCUCGCAGGAAUGCACUGGACGAUCUGGAAG